GCGACGCGAGCUAUGGCAAGCGGUUCGGGCACGUUCGAGUCGGCUACUGUCGGCGUGGAUAGCGACAGGUUCGUCGCGUUCGGAAUCAAGUUCGUCAACACGGCGGGCCCCGACAACCACCAGGCCGUCGCGUUUCGCGCGACGGGCGACCAAACGGCGCUCUUCAACUGCGCGUUCGACGGAGCGCAAGAUACGCUGUAUGUGGACGCGGGCGACAGUACUACAAGAACUGCUGGAUCGGCGGCUCGAUGGACUUCAUUUUCGGCGACGCGGCAGUGGUUAUCGACAGCCCCAAGAUCCAGCUACACCCGAGCCCCUCUUUUGUGACUAUAACGGCGUCGGGCCGCGCCUCUGACACGCCAACGGGAAUUGUGAUUCGCAAUGCUGUUGUCGGCGCGGACAGGGGGGUCACUGAGGUGUACCUCGGCCGGCCUGGAAGAAAUGCGCCUUCACCGUUUUUAUCAACACCAACCUCCCAGCGAUGGUUGAGAAGGACGGCUGGUUGUCGUGGAACGAGGGCAGCUGCAUGUUCCUCGCUGAGGCGGGCAGCAAGGGUCCAGGUGCUGCUUCCUCGCGCGCCAGCUGGGUGGAUCCGGGAAUCAUCACUGACGUCAGCGGCUACGAUGCCAACACCUUCACUGAGGUUAACACCUGGCUCAGAGGAGUGGGACCAUGAACAGCAGUAGCAGGAGCAGGAGCAGACUACUAGGCUCGGGCAAGGCUCGAGCUAGGCUCGGGCUCGGGGUAGGAGCAUGAGCAACAACAGCAGGAGCAGGCGUAAGAUACUUGCAUGUUAGCUAAGAUGCCAUGAUGUUAAUAGCAGUGUUGUAUUAGGAGUUGACUGCAGCGCUUUCUGUUAGGUAGUCUGGAUUGAUUUGUGGCGCAUUCAUGUAUGCCUUCAAUUUUAUUGAUGGCCGGGAGCCAAAUUGUGCAAUAA
Messenger RNA from Closterium sp. NIES-67, 937 nucleotides. The record is from the annotation of a GenBank genome assembly. NCBI's taxonomy places the organism in Eukaryota, Viridiplantae, Streptophyta, Zygnematophyceae, Desmidiales, Closteriaceae.